Molecule: messenger RNA, 713 nt
Organism: Theobroma cacao (cacao)
Lineage: Eukaryota; Viridiplantae; Streptophyta; Magnoliopsida; Malvales; Malvaceae
Product: Ribosomal L18p/L5e family protein
Biological process (GO): translation
Cellular component (GO): ribosome
Molecular function (GO): 5S rRNA binding; structural constituent of ribosome
Source: RefSeq, a predicted model, not a curated record
ACAAGGGAAGGUAACUAUUUUGGUUCUCCCCCACGCCCCAUGAGCAUGAAACGCAGCGUACCCCUCCAAGUCGAACAUUGUUGGAGCCCGGGUCACAAUGUGUGCAACUCAGAGUCAGCACGUGCUCCGCUUGGUCCUCUCAUGCCGCAACAUUACCGCGCACGUGACUCAGCCAGGGACCUCCUACAUCGUCGCCAUGGCCUCCUCCGCCGAGCAAGAAUUCCUCAUCCAAUACCGCUCCAAGCUCGACCAUUUCCCUCGAUCCCACCACUACUGGGACGCCAAAGUCGCUUCCAGAGUCGGCGAGAAACUCGGGUUCCGCUUGAAGGCGAUCGGCGUCAGCAACAUCGCCGUCGAUGUUAAUGAAGAGAUCUCCAGACCCAUUCACCGCCGGAGAUUGGUUUUGCCGCUCUUUGACUCGUUACGCCGCGUCGGUGUUGAGAUCGAUGGUGCCGAUAGGUUGGCGGAAAUCGGGCCUAGCAUGGGUUAGGCUUUCAUUUCGAAAUUCAACAAACGCCAAGAGACAUUUCCUUAAUAAUCUUCGCCCUUAAUUCUUUAGGAUGCUUUUAAUUACAGAGAUUCGGCCUCUGAAUUAUAUUUUCUGUAAUUCAGAAUUGUUAUAUUUUUUUUUCUUCAGAUAUACCAAAAGGAAUUUUGAGUAAUUGAGAAUUAUUAUUAUUUUCUAAUGAAAAUUUCAAUACAGUGCUUUACAU